CUUGUUUGUUGUGUUUCAUAGAUUUUCGGUUUGCCUUGUUUGAGCUGCCAACGCCUGGGCAGUCAGAGUCGAGUGCACUAUGACACGUUUCAGUGCCGCCGUCAGCGACAGCAGCGAUGACGAACACGACAUACAUAUGGUCCAGGACUUCAACAAGUCUCCGGUGCGGUCGCCACCGAAACCACUGAAAGAUCACAAUACCGAAGCUGGUUCAGACGAAGACAUAGGAGUUGACCAAGAAUCAGAUGAAGAAACGUCGGAAGAAAGCUCGUCAGAUAUGCAGGAGGACGCCCUCCCCCCCACUCGCUCAAGACUGACUGCUUCAGGUUCUGCUUCGUCUGGUGAAUCCGAUGUGGAUGUACCAGCCCAACGGGAGGACAUUGCAGUGAUACCAUGGGCUAGACAAGUCGGUGUGGAUGCGCAAAAGAUGCACGUUAUGCAGACUUCGCUAUUUCGUAUACCGGAGGAGGCCGUGGCAAUUAAGGCUAUGAACCGUGCAACACGACCCCAUUUCAAGCUGCCGCCUACAGUCAGGCGAAAACACAGUCGUGACUCCAUUGGAGACGGAUUGCGGGUGGACUCCCAGGAGAGGGCCUCAUUUGCGCAUGAUAUAGAACCGCCAGCUUACCGACCGUCUAGGAAGUACGCCCGAGUAGAAACAUCUGCCUCUGCCGUGGCUGGCUAUGAGGAUGGUCUGGUAGACGCUGGUUUGGCGUUUGGUCGAUCCUUCCGCGUAGGCUGGGGACCAGGUGGCACUUUGGUCCACCUUGGGCGACUCUGUGCCCCGUCGAGUCAAAUUGACACUUCUGCAAAUUCUUCCGUCAUCACGAAGACAAUUGUACCGCUCUUCGCAGGCUCCCAUAAAGAGGUCAACAACCGGCUUUCACUGGAAUCCCCCUUCGCCGAUCCAUCUACCGACCUUGAUUUCUCCUCUUUCGUCUCCUUAUACCCUUCCUCCGAUCACUCUGAUGAACAGUCUCUUUUCCGACUCGGUCGCGCGUUAUUCGACACCAUCGAAUUGCACCUCGCGUCGGAGAUUACUGUUGACGUGCGCAAUCGGAUAUCUGCAGUGCGGCGGAAGGCCGCAUUGUCAGAUUGGCUUGAGGAGGCUGUAGGUCAUCUUGUAGAUGCUGAUAUCAAGAAACUUGCCUCUGGGGACUCUGCUGCAUGCAUUUACACACUCCUUACAGGCAACCAAAUAGAGAGAGCCUGCGAAGCAGCCAUGGACAACGGCUACAUCAAACUCGCAACUUUGAUAUCACAGGCUUCGGGUGACUUCGAGUUCAGGGAAGACUUGAAGGAACAAAUCCAGCUCUGGCCAUGCAGCAAAAUUUAUGCCCUACUGGCCGGAAUACUGGAUGUUGUGGAGGGCUCAAAAGGCAGUAGUCUAGAGCAGUGUCCAGACGUUGACCCUGUCAAGGGUCUUGACUGGAAGCGGACCUUCGGUUUGCACUUAUGGUUCUCUGAGCCGUUGGAUACACCAAUAUCACAGGUUUUCGAGUCAUACAACCGAUCACGGCAAGAGUCGCCUUUCCGUGUCUCCCCUCCACUCCCAUCAUACCUCGAACACACAUUAGAAUCGCUGCCAUUCAAAAUUCCCACUCCAUCGCCUUCCGACGCUCUCUUCUCUCUAAUCCGCUUGCAUGCAGACCCUGCAUGUUCAUUAUCACAAGCCCUCUCCCCACUCUCAUUCGGGCCAUCGCCAGGCGACUUUUCACUCUCAUGGCAUCUGUAUAUCAUCCUAUCACGAUGUAUGCGCAUUCGCGACUUUGCGGAUCGCGCAGACCCGGGACGGCCCAGGGAUGCUAUGGAUGAUGAUGAUGACAAUGAGCAAGAUCAGCAUGAAGGUCAUAGUCCAAGCGCUGACCUGCUUGCGAGCAGCUAUGCACACCAACUGGAGCAGCUUGGCAUGCUCCAGGAGGCUGUUUUUGUGCUUUUGCACAUUGAAGGAUCUGCGGGUCGCGAAAAGGCGAUCAAGGACCUUCUUCACCGCUCUGCCGACAAACUGGAUGAGUGGAUGUGUAGUGGUAUACUCGGAAGCCUCAAGAUCCCCAUGGCUUGGGUAAAUGAAGCAAGAGCUGUAUUUGCUAUUUAUGAAGGCGAAGUUUUUGAGGCCUACCAACUGUACUUGAAUGCAGGAUUGUAUCAGCAGGCUCACGACCUUGCCAUCGUGGAGCUUGCACCUGAAGCAGUCAUUCGGCAGGACCUUGAUCUACUUAUAUCAUUAUUUGAAAGAAUUGCCAAUCAGACCAUCGACGGGUGGCAUACCCGAGGCAAGGCCUAUAUGGACUAUGCUCAUGCUAUGACACGCAUCCCCGAAUUGCAUGCUUCGCUGUCAGACUCAGUCGCGCCAGAUGGGGUCGAAGAGCAGGAGUUGGACAACUUCACCCGUACUGUGCCCCGACUUAUCAACAUUUUGCCCGACGUAUUGUCCAAUUCAUCUGACCCACGACACAAAGUCGCACUAGCCGAGAUGGUUUCUGGCCUGACAGCUGUGCUUGAUCUUGUGAAGCCUUUGGCUCUGUCGCAGUCACAAAUAAAGUUAACUUCAAUCGACGAGGCUACUAAGCUGCGGCAUAUACAAACGACAUUUUUCGAAAAAUAUAUAAGGUCAAUUCAAGCCUCGUGAUUACUGUUGGGGAAGAUUGUUGCCUCUUCGCGUUUAUCGUUGUAUUUAACCAUCGUAAAUACCUUUUUCUCCCCGUAUUGUAACUAGUGAAGUGAAGAACUACUUAUCAGAUCUUCAUACAAGUGGAUGAACUUUUGUACUUGCUGGCCUUUGUUGGCAUAAUCCAAACAACGCGCCUUCGGAGUUCCAAAUUGUAGAAGUGGCCAGCCUGCCAGCUGCAGUGACUUAUGUCCCGAGAUUUCUGAAUCUGCACG
Molecule: messenger RNA, 2883 nt
Organism: Suillus paluster
Lineage: Eukaryota; Fungi; Basidiomycota; Agaricomycetes; Boletales; Suillaceae
Product: nuclear protein 96-domain-containing protein
Exons: 10
Coding region: 80-2629 (849 amino acids)
Source: RefSeq, a predicted model, not a curated record